CGGGCGGACUCUUCACGUCACCGCAGAGAUGGAGGAGAGAGAACAAUAGCAAGUGACGUACAAAACUUCCCUGGAAUCUUUGUUUUUUACUCUUUAUUUUGGGCCGUUUUCGAUGAAUGUCAACAUCCCUGCGACAUCCAAUCACCCUCAGAGCUAUGCUGUGGUCCCAAGUAGCCAACCGUCCCUCCUGGCCACUACCACCACUGCUGUUGCCACCACCACCCAGCUGACAGUGGGAGGUGUGGGUGACAUCCAUAUCUGCGGAGCGUGUGGUACCCGCUUCACUGAGAUCAAGGAGUUUAUGACCCACAAGCGCCAGGGAUGCCAGGCUGGAGCAAGUAUGGGAGGGUGUCCAGGCAUGCCCCAGCUUCCCUCAAUGGCAGCAGUGCAGCAGCCCCAGCCAGGGCCAGGCUCUGUGAUGGGUGUGCCAGUGGGCAUGCCUCAUGUGGUACUGCAGACUGCAUCAGGACCACCACAGGUGUACCGCAUUGUGCUGGAGCCCAGCGUCCCUACCUCCACACCUCAAAGUGGCCCUUCCCUGCAGGCCCCAGCACCCAUCCUUGCCCAGGCACUCUCAGGAGACCCAGUCACCCAUCUGACAGCUGCAUCCACCCAACACCUGGCACCACACCCCUCACACCCACACCACACCCACAGUGUUUCCCAGGGAGGCAUCACCCAGGUGGUGGCCAGCUCCACCACCACUGCACCAGCCAAUGGAACACUGCUGCAGCUGUCACCAGUGGAGGACACAUGGCACACAGGUGGAGCAGCCACGCUGGGUUCCACAGCAACAGUGGAGGAUGAGGGAGGUCUGACUGAUGGAAUGGUAGAGAGGAGAGAAAUGGUGGAGGCUUCCCCUCCCUCUGAUGGCUCAGCCCAGGCAACCAGUAGACCUCCCUCCAUCACUAUCAGCAGGGGAGUAGGAAGACUAGAGGGGGAGACAGGAGUGUUGGCUGCCUCCUCCACUGCCACCACCACCACCACCAUCAUCACCACGGCCACCACCACCACUGCCACGACCACCUCCUCCACCACCACCACCAUGCACACAGAGGAGGAGGACGUGGCCACCUUCCUGGCCACACAACUAGCCAGUCAGGCAGCCCCAUCAAACUCAGCCAGUAUGAAUGAACAUCUGCUGUCAGGGGUGAGUGUUGGUGACAUCCCCACCAGUGAGGGACACCUGCACUUCACCUCUGCCCCAACACAGCCUCAGCACCUCCACCUCACCAUGAACCACCAUACUGUGCAGGCUGAUCCAUUUGGCAGUGAACUCCAGUCUUCAGGUUCAGGGCGACGGUCAGUGAAGGGAAUGUCAACCCCUGAGGACUUAUCCAAUGUAGACAGCAAGGCAAACAUCCUCACCACCUAUCCCAAGGAGACACUGAUGGUUCACGACGGCAUCCACAAGGAGAAGCCGUGUCCUGUCAAGGAUUGCGGUUUUGUCACCUGCCACAAGAAGGACCUCAGCCGACACAUCAGGAAGCACACAGGUGAGAAGCCCUACAGGUGUGAGGAGUGUGGCACAUGUUUCUCUCGAGGGGACAAGCUCAAGGUACACUCUCGGAUCCACUCCAAUGUGCGGCCAUAUGGAUGCACCGAGGAGGGCUGCCAGUACCGUGCCAUUGACUCUGGCAGCCUCCGCAAGCACAUGAGAACACACACCAAUGAGCGGCCUUACAGAUGUCAGCUGUGUCCAUACAGUGCCAGGGAUGGGUCGCAGCUCACAGUGCACCUUAGGACACACACAGGGGACACUCCCUUCCAAUGUAUGGUGGACAACUGCUCUGCCGCCUUCAAGACCAGCUCAGACCUGCGGCGCCACGAGAGGCUCCACACAGGCAUCAAGCCUUAUAAGUGUACUGAGUGUGAUUAUGCCUGUGCCAUCAAGUCCAACCUGACGGUACACAUGCGCCUCAACCAUUACAAGGGUGCCAAGUUCAGCUGCACCAAGUGUGACUUUCUGGGCAAUAGCAGAAAGCAGCUCAAGGAUCAUGAAAAGUCCCAUGCAAAUGUGUUGCUGCAGUGUGAGCGGUGUGACCACAUCAGUACGAGCUGCACAGGACUCAGGCAACACAUGCUCAUCCAUUCCCAGGAGAAACCAUUCCAGUGUCGUUACUGUUCCUUCACUUGCAAGACCACAGGCAAUCUUCGGUAUCACGUGCGCAACAAGCAUGGAUGUGAGGUGUCAGGCCGCAAGCGUGGAGGUGGCGGGGAAAGCGGUCGUGGCCGUGGUGCUGUGGGCGGCAACACUGUGGGAGGGAGGAGAGCAGGCAGACCCACCUGCUUCCGUAGUUUCAAGUGUGGCGACUGUGGCAGUGGCUUUGUGCGGGAAGACUCAUACAGGUCACACAUGCGGCAACAUGAGAAGCACAGGAUUGCCCAGGCAAUAUCUGGCAAGAUGGAGCCAGAUGUCUUCAGUGUUGUGGUGCAGGAUGAAGCAUUGAUGGGUGUCGAGCAGCCUGGAGGUGCAGAUGACCCAGGGGAGGUGGCCCAGGGAGUCACCACCUUCCACAGGAUCCCUCCAGACCCACUACAGCCCAGCACACUCAUCUCUCCCACCAGUGUGGCUGGAGGUUCAGCAGCCAGUGGAGGGGAGGGUGCCAUCAACGGCUACAGUUCCUAUGUGAUCACCAUUGACGGCAUUUCCACUGUAUUCCCCAAUCCUGUGCGACUGUCAGCUGGUGCCAGCAGCAGUGGUGGUGGACAGCAGGGGGAGGGCCUGCAGGUCAUCACAGGUGAUAUUUUGUCUCAGGAGGUCAAGAUGACUAAUUAUGACCCUGAGGAGGACACUAAGUUGCCUCCAGAGGCACACCCCUUCUCUCAGGACAAGGGAGGGCGGCCAGGCCACCACCCCAUGUACAAUGUGGCCUCAGCCACCAAGGGCAUCAGUCAGGGCCAGACAGGACGGGACUAUGCCCCUCCAGACCUGCAGCAGACAGUCCUUCUGGAGCAGCAGCCAGGCACCAUGAAUGCCUCUCUCCAGGGCCACAGCCUUGUCCCCAAACCCAAGGUGGAGUGACUUGUAUAUGUGUAUUUCUUUGUUGUGGUGUGGUGAGCUGCAUGGACAAGCACCCCUCUGUCAUCGCCACCAGAAUGUGCUGAAAACAAUAAAAAUAUAUGAAGGAGUACAGCCCAACUCUCCUCCCUCUGUCCCAGUUGUUAUUUAAAUAAUAUCUUUUGUAAAUUGUUCACUUAUGAUGUUGAGUAAAAAAAAAUAAUACUAAUCAUGA
Scylla paramamosain (green mud crab) is the source of this 3236-nucleotide messenger RNA. Its product is annotated as transcription factor E4F1-like. The transcript has 16 exons. NCBI's taxonomy places the organism in Eukaryota, Metazoa, Arthropoda, Malacostraca, Decapoda, Portunidae. The record is from RefSeq and is a predicted model, not a curated record. Bases 113 to 3025 code for a protein of 970 amino acids.